Acanthopagrus latus (yellowfin seabream) is the source of this 3529-nucleotide messenger RNA. RefSeq names its product bicaudal-D-related protein 2-like (gene bicdl2l). Gene Ontology annotation, biological process: vesicle transport along microtubule; Golgi to secretory granule transport. The transcript has 6 exons. The coding region runs from base 1627 to 3006 and encodes 459 amino acids. Lineage: Eukaryota; Metazoa; Chordata; Actinopteri; Spariformes; Sparidae. The record is from RefSeq and is a predicted model, not a curated record.
UCCUGACACAUUAAGUGAAGUAGAAUGUGCUUUUACUUUUUCACUGUCAAAUAUUUUCUUUACUUAAGACACAAUAUGAGUUGGAAUUAUUGCAAUUGUACAUUUGAUGUGCAGCCUAGAUGUUUAUUGUUUCCCUGAGCACCUCCACAGAACAUAUAAGCAUAUAAGUUUAUAUGAUAACAUCUCACUUGUAUCUCAAUUGUUCAAUACCUGUGCAGGUGCAUAAAAAAUAACAGAACAGCAGGUUUUAUAUGAUAAUUAUGACUUUUUGUGUCAUAAUUAUGUUUUUGAUUAAGACUUUUCUCUUAAUUGCCAUUGCUUUCAUUUCUUAUUUAUGACUUUUUAUCUUAUAAUUUUGACAUUGUCUUAUAAUUGUCUUAAAAUUACGAUGGUAAACAGGAAUUUAGAAAGCAAAACAAAUUGUUUUUUUUAUGUCUUGUUAUUGAUUAUAAUCCCCCCCAAAAAUUAACAGAAAUGAGUGAUAUUAGUGAUAUUCUGUCACCUCAUCGGCAGAAGGUUUCCUGAUGUAAAGACAAAAGCACUUAAUCUAUAAUUACAGGCAGUUUCCUUUAAACUUUUAUCAGGUUUGACCUAUUUAUCAAACAAUGAAAAUAAAAGGAGAAGGGGGUUAAUAAUCAACUUCACUUUGAAGACGGAUUCCACAUGUCGAUCGACGUCUGGUGAAGUGGUGACCUACUUCCUGCAAAAAUGUAUAGUGCCCUGCUUUAAGAGGCCACUGAUAAUGAGAACACUGCAGAAUGGAAAUCCACUCAACACAAACAACUUCCACCUACUGCACCAGAACAAAAACUAAAGUCUAUAAUUACAGUUAGUUUAAUUAGAUGAUAUUACGUGCAAGUGAUAAUUAAGAAUGUGACGAGACACAACCUUCAAAUCAACUCACACCUGCCUAACUUCUAUAAUAGUAAAUGAAUCUAUAGUAUAAUAACUUCUCCCUGCAGCUCCAUCGCUGUGUGUUGAGUUAUUAAUCAGAUGUGUCAGUCUGUCGCUGACUCACCUGUGUGGGAGGUUUGUCAGAAAAAAUUACCCAAGAAAUGACUGCAUCUGGUGUUUUCCCCAAAGCCGUUUCGUUUCCAAAAAUAAAUUGAUGACUAGAUAACUGUCUGUGGGGGAAAACAAAGACCUAUAUCUGAGACUGAAGUGGCUGCGACACUGAUUACUGUUUGUUUUCUCUCGUGUUACCAUCUUCUGCCCUUCACCCUGCACAUUUACAUCGCCAGAUAAAAGGACAGUUUAAAUCAGGUAUCAUGCGUCAAUCCUGGAUUAUCUGAUUGUGCCCGCAGGCUCAGAAAGACCUCCUCCCUUUGUUCCCCCUGUGGCUGUGGUAUGUUUGCGCGUCAUGUGUUUGUGGAGUGACUGACAGGAAGAAGUAAACGCACGCGGGCCACAUGAAGCCACAGCCUCCAGUGACAUCACAUCAUGUCAUGCUGUGUCCCUGCGAGGAGGCUCACACUUCAGGAAAAACCAGUUUGGAGACAUUCUGUUCUGUAUCCUCCCUGCUCCUUAUUCUGCUGUUUUGCUGUUUUGUGUGUAUUCACCACUUGACAGUCUCUCCAGGUUGUUUCACCGAUUCUGCUUCUGCCUGCGACUUCUGACCAGCUGAUCAUGGACUACCAUCAGUCUUUCUCAGCCCUCAACGAGCGGCUGAGACCUCGAGUGACCAGCAGUCAACAGCUCUACUCCUCUCUGACCAGGGUGGAGGAGAGACAGUCAGGCUCGCUCAGGAGCUUGCCUUCAUCCAACCGACCUACUUUUCCAUUCAUGACACCAGAACCAAAAGAGACAACAGCAGAACCAGAAGAUCCAGAGGAACCUGAAGGUACUGCAGAGCAGGAUUUUGUCUCUGGUGGCCUAGAAGAAGGUCGUUGUGCUGAUUCAAAGCCCUUUUUCAACUCAUGCCUCAUCACCGAAUUGAAUUUAAAAGAUCUGGGUGACGAGGAGCUGGCGGACGAGGACACCAACACCUCGCCGUCCGAGGACAAAGACAUCCCAGGUGAGCUAGUCUCAAAGGGGACAGGCAAGUCCUCGGAGUCAGCAGGCGGCGAAGGUGGGAGCCCCUUCCAGAGGAGCUACGAGGACGGGUCUUUACCAGACCUGAUCAGGAGCGGGAGGCCACUGGCAAGACGUCGGACAGUGGGACAUGUCUCAGACACGCUUAAAGAGGUGCGCAGGGAGGUGGAGCUGUCUCGGAGACGGAGCAUCAAACUCAAGGCUCAGGUGGACAAACUUCAGGAGAGCAGAGAAGGAGUGGGAUGGAGCCAACACAGAGAGAGGGUCACGGAGGAGGUUCUGUCCGUUCUGCGGCUGUUGCGCCCGCUGACCGAGCCGGCGUCCACCCAACCUGAACCCUCUCGUGGGGAGAACACCCUGGACGAAGCCCUGGUCCAGCUGCAGAAUGUGGCGCGCCAGCUGGCGAUCAGCCACACCAAACAGUUCACAUCUAGAAACGGAGCAGGAGACAGUGCUCUUCUCCAGCAGGCGCUGUGCGACAGAGAUGACGCCAUAGAGAGGAAGAAGGCGAUGGAGGCGGAGCUGCUACGGAGUAAAACGGAGAUGAUGUCUUUGAACAACCAGCUGCUGGAGGCCGUGCAGAAACGCCUGGAGCUGUCGCUGGAGGUCGAGGCCUGGAAGGAGGAUCUCCAGCUGCUCAUGCAGCAGCAGGUGCUGGCUCAGCAGCAGGCCGAGCAGGCCCAGAGGAAGUCCUCCCGUAUGGGCAUCCUGAGGAGACACAACAAACCGCCCAUCCAGCGACCUUCCAACAUCACUUGCUCAUCACCAGCCCCUUCCACAGUAAACUCCAGCCAAAUCUUCAUCUCCAGAUCGGCGGUUUCUGCUGCUCCCACUCUCAGCGCGCCUUCUCCUCCCAGCUCCCGACGCAACUGGAUGGACAAGCUGAGGAGGGGCAAGAGCAGCAGCCGUCAAGAAGAGCAGGACUCAGAGUGGGACGCCGGUGACAACGGCUUCCAGAUCGUAUCACUCGAUUGAAACACUGAUGACUUUGCACUUUGAGCACAUUUAUUCUGACGCACAACAAUUUAAAGUCUUCCUCCGGGCUGUUUUUGCUUAUUGUCACUUGGCCGUUUGGGCUUCAGUGACAUUUGACACUAACGGGCUGUUUCUGUGUGACUGGUUUUGUACAGCAGUGGUUCAACACGCAUCACUUCAGUGCACACUGAAGACUUUUCAUUGAAUUGGAGACACCCAGUUGCACUUCUUCAAUUAAUAUCUACAUAUGUAUCGAUUCUGAAACCAGGGAGGAAUUUUAAUAAUCUUUUUGUGGAACAACCAGAUCAUCGCUCCAAACAAGCAGAGUAUUUAAUGUUUUGUCUUAAAAGAUGUCUGCUGGGAUUCCUUUAAGUAUUCUUUUGUCAUUUACUGCACGUGUGACAUAUAACUGUGUGUAUGAAUGAGUUAUGUAUAUCUGAAUGCUGUAAAGCCUCACGCUUCAAGUUCCUGAAUGUUGUGAGUCGCCAUGUUGUAAAUAAAUGAUAUUCUUCUACAAAAGCUC